This is a messenger RNA of Eimeria mitis, 327 nucleotides long. RefSeq lists its product as uncharacterized. Lineage: Eukaryota; Apicomplexa; Conoidasida; Eucoccidiorida; Eimeriidae. The transcript has 2 exons. The coding region runs from base 1 to 327 and encodes 108 amino acids. The record is from RefSeq and is a predicted model, not a curated record.
AUGGGCAAGCCUUCUGAUGCUGCUUUUUGUGGUAGUGAAGAUGCAGAGGGCGGCAGCGAAGAGCAGCAGGAGGAAGAGCAGCAGCAGCAGCAGCAGCAGCAGCAGCAGCAGCAACAGCAGCAGCAGCAAGAACAGCAGCAGCAGCACAUGGAUGAGGACUGCGCCGGUGGAAGUUCUCCUGUCUCCUUUUCGCAGCAGCAUGAAGAGCAGCAGGCUGACCAGCAGCAACAGCAGCAGCAGCAGCAGCAGCAAGAACUGCACUCACAGCAACCGCAGCAGCAAGCGGACAGCGAUAGGCGAGCCUGCUGCUGCUGCUGCUGCUGCUGA